AUGGUGCAGUGGCUGAAGUUGAGAAAAAGAUUAUAGAAGCUUUUGGGGUGUUUGACCCUGAAUGCAGUAAAACUGUGAAUGCCAGAGAGGUUGGUUCAAUUGUCAGGUCACUGGAUUGCUUCCCAACCGAGGCAGAACUACAUGAACUGCUUGCACAGGUAGAAGAAGCAGAAGAAGAAGAACUGACUGGACGCGUUCAUCUAGAAAAAUUUCUCCCAGUGAUGACAAAACUACUACUUGACAAAAGGUACCGGCCUAUUCCAGCAGAUGUUCUUCUACACGCAUUUGAGGCUCUGGAUGAGAAUAAAUGUGGAUAUAUUACUAAAGAGGAGCUGGUCAAAUAUUUGACUGAAGAAGGUGAGCCCUUUACACAGGAAGAAAUGCAGGACAUGCUCACCACUGCUCUGGAUCCAGAAACAAAUACUAUUCGCUACAGAGACUAUGUUUUAAGGAUGAUAGAUGAAACUAAAAAUCUUCCUCUUUAG
Messenger RNA from Apaloderma vittatum (bar-tailed trogon), 485 nucleotides. RefSeq names its product EF-hand calcium binding domain 2 (gene EFCAB2). The annotation marks the transcript as partial. Gene Ontology annotation, molecular function: calcium ion binding. NCBI's taxonomy places the organism in Eukaryota, Metazoa, Chordata, Aves, Trogoniformes, Trogonidae. The transcript is spliced from 6 exons. The record is from RefSeq and is a predicted model, not a curated record.